Varroa destructor (honeybee mite) is the source of this 5921-nucleotide messenger RNA. RefSeq lists its product as uncharacterized. Lineage: Eukaryota; Metazoa; Arthropoda; Arachnida; Mesostigmata; Varroidae. The record is from RefSeq and is a predicted model, not a curated record.
GGUAAAUAUAAGUAAAUUUAUUGCGCAAUUCAGAGCGGUAAUAGUAGAGAAGGUUUAUUGUAGAGAACAGGGAAGCUACGGGGCUUGAAGCAAUCAAUCGUUAGACGUGUGGAACUGUUAACGCCAGCAGUUGUUGGAAGUCUAUAUCUUUCAGUCCGUAGCCUCGUGUAGCUGCCCAUCUGCCCUGGCUUCCGCGUGGAUCGUUUGACUGAUACGACAUUUAAAAGCUGAGAAACGUAAUUUACGUACUGUAUUCAUUCAUUCAUUUUGACAAUCGUCAUCAUAGUUUAUGGUCAGUUAGUCAAGAGAAUAGCAAAAUUCGUUGUCCUGCUUCGAGAAUGACUAAGCAUUGAGGGCCGUGACCUGGUAUUUCACCGUGCAACAUAACGUAGCAGUGAUAAACCUGAAGCUUUAGAACACGGUCGGGUGGUGACAAACUUCGGGAUCGACGCCUUCGGCUCAAUUCGUUCUAAUCGAUUGAUCCUGGUCAGCUGUCCACCUACGUGGAGACUGCCUAGGUUAUCUGGGGAAUUGUGUUAUGUUAAAAACGAUUUCAACCGCAGGUUGAAGUGAUGCUUUUUGCUUUGAUUUACCUUUAUCCUGUUUAUUGGUUCGAUAUUUCACUGGAGAUAUUUUUCAUGUGUUGGACAAUUGAAAAUACAUGCGUUGCAUAGUGAUGAUUUUUUUUGUUAAACAUAAAUAGUUCGACAGAAUUCAGUAGACGACUGCGUUUGAACGAGCAUUUCGAAAUACCUAUCUCUCAUAACAUCUACGGCAUGAACCUGUACAGUCAAUUGUCAGACGCGUUUAUAUAAUAUUAGGCUUUUAGCUAAUUGCACGCGGCGAACACACGGAAAAUAUACGAUAAUAUGUAACAUUAACGCAUCUUUUGCGAAACGUAUCACGGUUUUUUUCCUUGACUGAUUUUCGCGUAGGAUCACUAGCAGACUAACGGCGACUGGAACAAUCUGCUAAUCCUGGCGCCGUCGUUCAAUUGGUACAACAUUUCCGUAGUCUGUUUCGUCAAAGACGAGAUGCAUUCAAUCUAUAACACAUUACGCCGUACAUAGGCAUCUACAGGCAGAACGGAGUAGCGAAAUCCAAUAUAUAUAAUGCCCGUCUGAGGAAGAACACAGAUUUCCAAAUGAUGAUUUCGUAUAUUACCGUAUCAAUAGUAAAACGAUCAGUCUGGCUACUGCCCCAUAUUUUAGACAAUUUUACUUUUCUUACGUUGCCACAUAGUUUUAGCUCAGAACUGCAGGUACUUGUUUGUCCUAGAAAAGUUGUUUCAUCAUGUGCAAUUUGGUUAGUACCUCGUUAUUUCCCUGUAGCAGCACAGGCAUAUAGGUUUGUGUCGGACUUGCGCUGGUCUUGUUUGUGUCUGUUCCGCUAGCGACAAAAUUUGCUCGUCGCAAACACCACAACAUUCUCAAGACCUGAUUGAAACGAACACAAUAAACCGUCGAAUGAGGAUCCAAGUUACAUGGGGCCAAUCUUUUGACGAAAAGUCCAUUUAUAUCCAGUCACAAUUGCCCGCUCAGUUGUCUCGACCAGUUGCCUAACUUUCUCCAAUAUCGCGGCGGCUGUUGCUGAAAAAAUAUCGGAGUUUCUCCUGUUACACACCUCUUCCUAUAUUUACCGAAUUACUGCAUGUGCCGAUGAGUAGCGAAACAACUGUCCGGCAGCUAGCCUUGAUCCGUAUGCCUGAGCAAUGGUUCACUAAGUAAUCAGUAAGAGUUUUCGACGUGUCGGCCUGUAAAGCAGAGAUUCGCUUCAGGUGAAGGGACUAUCAGUGAUCGAGGCAAUGCUUGGGUGAGCCCAUCACGGGCUACUUGCGAAGGGCGUACACGUUUACCGUGGUCAUAUAUUGGGAGUGCGGUAUGCAAGUCCAAUGCAACAGAUUAGCAGGGUCUUUCUUCAAGCGUAUUGUGAUGACACAGCGAAACGGUGAAACUAAUUGGUGUCGGCUGGGUUUAACCUACUGAUUGUGCUCUAGCGGUGGUGAUAAUUGACGGAACCUUAAAUGGCUGAAUUGCUGAAAUCCAUCGCUUCACCUAAUUCAAGCGGUAUAUAACCAUAGGACGGCUCAUUUCCUCCAGAAGAUAUACGAAGAAGGAACUACCACGGAGAUCGGGAUCUUUCGACUAAACAGUAGCGGAAGGGUCCAAGUUAGAUUUUGCGUUCAAAUGUUCGAAAUACCGUUGGUUCCUAAAUUAUGAUUUUGUCAUCGGUGCACCACAAACAUCAUCGACACCCUGCUUUGAUCGAGACGGCAUUAUGGGGGUGUUUCCAUGUUUCAACAAAUCAAGCCACAGCGGCUUUGUGCUGCUCGCAGGUGACCAGCGCCUACUCCGACUACGCGCGGAUAUGUCAUCAACUCAAGCAAAAGACAUCACACUUCCACAAGGCGAAAUAUCUUCGAUCGCUGCAAUGAGCGCUCGGAAGCUCGUCGUUGUCUGCGGCUAUGAUAUUUACCUCUGCACAAAAGGCAAACCUCAGAAGAUUUAUGAAGGCGGAACAAUGAAACCACUCAUCGGAUGCUUUGGGAAGACGCUGUAUGCGGCUAUUAACGGUCGUCGCGAGCUCCACUGUUUCGACAAAAAGCGGAAAACGUUUGUCCCGCUGUGCAGCGACUUCGAUUCGUCAAGCGAGAAGGUGUUUAGUAUUGGCAACUCGGAUUCUGAUAAACACGAUGUACUUAUUGUCGUAUACCGCCCAACCGAGGCAGUUUCCAGGGUUCUGGAGAUUGACCGACGGACUGGCGAACGCAGGGAUCUAAACUGCCCAAGCGAUGUGAUGGCCCUAUAUCGUGCAGGCGAUCGAAUAUUUGCCACUGGCAGCGUGUCUUCGAGAAGUACCAAACAGUUUUUUGAGUAUAACUACAAAGAGGCAAGGUGGCUAGAACGACCAGAACGUACCUACGGGCUCGCGAACCAGACGACCGAUAAAGUACUUUACGUUCCAGGCUAUUUCGUUAGCUUUACAGAAAAAGCAGCUUCUUCUGUGAAUACGCUCAUCGAAAUCUACGACGUUAAUAGUGAAAAAUGGUCCUCACAAGAGUCUGAAUUCGCGAAAAUUCGGGCAGUUGCUUGUUGCUGAGCAACAACCAAAUAUGCUAUUAAUUAUACUAUUAUUACUAACAGCAUUGCUGUAAAGUCAGAUAACUUUAAAUAAACUCCAUAUGUCAUGCGAAUCCAAAAAUUUAGGACAAAUCAUGCCGGAUAUUUCGAACAUGGAACGGGAAGAUUUCCGUUGCACAGCGGGUGGAAUGUCUACCUACCGAAGAUACAGAAGUUGAAUCUACAAACGAAAAAAAAAAACAGCAUUGCCUAACUUUAAGCUCCUGAAUACACCUGACACAAGAUGACACUAAGGAACUCCAUUUUAAUCUGAGAAGUCAAUUUCUUGCACGCGAGCAGGGCUUCGUGUCUUUCCGUUGACGGAUAAACAAAAUAGAUCUUGUAUCAAAGCCUCAACUUAUUCAGUAUUCCUAUAAAUACACAGCAUGCGAAAAUAGGCAGUCUGUGAAACUUCACACCUCAUUUAUGGAAAAACAAGGCAUACGGUUACGUAUUAAUUUAAUAAAAGCAGCUCUACCUGAUUAUGCCUGUGUGAGAUAUCGUAGUAUAGUCGUGUUUUUAAGGCAUCACUUAUUUUUUGACAGUUAUUACUCAGUAAUAGCAAUUGUAUAAUGUUAAAAACACAGAUUAAAGAAGCAACUCUGAAAUCUGUUGAUACAUGGAUCACCAAUUCUGCUAUUUGGGACGUGGUGUGCAGCGAGAAGUAAUACGAAACACUAGUAAUUUUUAUAGCCACCAAAAUGCAAAUUACAUUUCUAAGGUAAUGUUUGCUAAGCUUGUAAGUCAAAUCUAAAAAUGUUUUACCUCUGAAAAUAUUGUGACCGAAUUAAUAGAGUUCAUAAUAUUAUUCAUAUUCCUAUAAAGGCUGCAUUUGCUGCUACUUUCCGUCUGACUUAUUCUAAAUUUGUGCGUAGCAAAACACCAAAGGGAACGAUGCAUUAAAAGCAACAGCUAAGCAACUGUUCUAUGAUGCGAUCAUGCGUAAACAAUGUGAUAAUGGAUCACCCUAUUUACGAAUAGCUUUUGUAGGAUAAACGAACUUUAUUCGAAACACUAAUGUAUUCAAGUCAGUUAAUAAAGCUUUACACUUAAUAAACCAAGCAGGAUCAAUAUGUUGAUUUUAAGCAGUUAUUUCUACUAUGAUAGAUACGUUUCUUCAGGUAUUUUACGUAUUCUUUAUUUAUAUAACUAAUACAUGUGAAUUUGCUCGUCGAAGGGUAUAAAUAAAUGGUCUCUCCACCAAGAACUACUUUGAUUCUUGGUUAAAGCCAUAACAGGUUAAAACGUACUAUAAUAGAGAAAAUAUAUACAACAGACAGGUUUUAACCGAGAAUAAGUGUAUUGUCCUAUUUCAUUAAAAAUGAAAAGAAAUAAAAAUGUACUAGUUUUGUCAUAAAGUCAUUAGGUGUUAUAUACGCAUUUAUAUUUUGAGAUCUUAUUCUGAUAUCGGACCAGACUACAUUAUAGGUACAACACAUACUAUUCACAUAUAUAUAUUCGUCGUCACUACUGUAGAUUACGUGCGAGCCAUCUAGCGGUGACUAGCUUGGCUGUUGCCGGCGUUUGUUCACUUCAUGAAACAACGUGAAUACAUGACAUAUGCGGGCCACCGAGGGCGUUUCCGAUUUUCCCGAGACAGAGUUUCAUUUUUAUAAGUCGAACGUGUUUAUACAAUGUCUUGUUGGGUACAAAGAUAUCAAACACCAACAUCCUCAUAAGAUUCUGUGCUCACACAGUCUGUGUAGUUACAAAGUGCUUACGUAUCUUAUUAUAUAAUCGAUAUAACAGAUCACACAGUUUCACAGCUCCUUAUUUUUCGAAGACACACUUUGAUAAAGCGGCUAUAAAAUUUAUUGACUUCGGUAUAGUAUUAAUAUAAGGAUAAAAUAUUUUAUUAUUAUUAUGUCAUAAGUUUCCUCUCACUCCGCUUAUUAAUAUCCGAAUAUACAUAAACCUCUAUUAGUUUACGUACGAAGCACUACGAGAUCUUUGAUUACAACUUACAUCUAGGUACCGUAUCAUACUUGUACGAAGAAACCUUAUACCAUGUUUUGUCUAGCCAAUAGAUUUUAAGUGGUUCCUCUUACGUAUUUCAGCCUUCUGCUCUCUGAGACAUUAAAAAAACUCAAGUUGCAGUCCACUGGAUUCAUUGAAUGAAUUUUCACACAACGUUCAAUCCCAUUGUGUUGCUGAACCUGAUAAAAAAUACUGUUAAGCCUAAGGCCUACAUCCAGAUCGUGGUAUGCUGGAGUAUAUUUACAAUGAACCGCUUUUAUUUUACUCUAAUUGCUUACUUAAAUCUCCAUCUCUUCAUGUGACAACAGAUUUUACCGACGAAGUAACUACUGUCAGUCGUUAAAUUGGAUCACAUAAUAACCGCUUCUAUAAUACGAUUUUCCCUGGUACAGUUUGAGAUGGCUUAGAAAUUUACAAAUAAAUAAAACUAUCUUACUUUUUUUUGUUAAAUAUAUGCUUUUUACAAUAAACAAAUGGCAAUCUCUGGUUGUUGGUCAUGCAACUGGCAUGUCAGCAAAGCAUUUGAUUUACUUAUAAAUAGUUUACCUUUGACUUGGCUUUGAAUUUUGAUAUUUAUGCUAUGACGCUUAACGUAUUCUGCUUGCCGCCGAUUAAAGCAAAGUUUACUAACUGUUUUAUAUUGUAUUGCACAUGGCCAGUUGUUGUGAUCGACUCGGCGUCCUUUGUUGAGUCACUUUCUAUACGAUGAUUUGUUUGCUAUUACUAAAUGUCACAAAAGCGCUUUCAUACCACACAAAAGAAAAUUGUUUAACUUCAUGGCUAACCUUCAUUCUUCGAACCCGCAUGACUUACUAAACAAUACUU